This is a messenger RNA of Striga asiatica, 846 nucleotides long. The record is from the annotation of a GenBank genome assembly. Lineage: Eukaryota; Viridiplantae; Streptophyta; Magnoliopsida; Lamiales; Orobanchaceae.
UGCAAAUGGCCCCCACAAUCAUCCCGCACCCAAACGCGCCGCCGUACUUUCCCAUUCUACUCCACACAUUCUCCUCCACCGCCGCCGCCUCCUCUUCCUUCUUCACGUCCCCAUCCUUCUCCACAACACCGAAUAAUUCAUCCGUCGUAUUCUCGCAACGCGAAUCUUCCGGAUCUGAGUUCGAAUCCGAACCCGAAACAACGCUGCCGCCGCACGGAACCACCUGCUGACCACACUCCUCCCCCUUCGCACCUCCUCCUGCCGCGGAAUCGCGCGGAACCUCCCCCGGCGGCCCUCCGCCGGAAAAAUCCUGGGAUUCCCCCGAACCGCCGCCCCGGAGGAGCACCGACAGCCUCAGGUCGACCUCAACGCGGCCAGCCGCUCCCCAAUUUCCUCCAAUUGGCCGGAGUUCCGCGGCCUGGACGCGAUCUCCUGCGAGAGGAGGUUGCGCAGGAAGGCGAAGCGCUUCCUGAUGUCGUCGAAGGCGAUCUGCUGGAGCGGGCCGGGCGGCGAAGCCGGGUCGAGGGGGAUCCGGAUGACGUCACCGAGCUCGGUUUCCAAUUCGCGCAUACAGCUGUCCUCGGCCCCCGAAUCUUGGCGGCCACCUCAUCGAUGACCAGCCUCGUCAGCAGCAGCCCUGCCACCAAUGCCGCCACCAUCAGCAUCGUGAAAACCGCGCUCCAGCUCCUUCCCGACACGUACCCAGUCAGCAGCGGGCCCACGGCUGCCCCAAUCGAGCCCGUCCCGUCUAUAAUGGCUGUGACAGUGGCGAUGGCCCGCGAAUUCCCUUGCAGGCAGCUGUGGCUUCCCAAGUCAGUCGAGACAGCUGUCGUAAUAAGCGCGUAG